GAUAUUCAGUCAUACAGGAACAGGCCUCUGACAAAUUUAAAUGAUCUGUGUUUGAUAUAUGCACAUACUACUGCUGAUGGGAGAUAUAGUAUGUCGAGCCAUGACUUAGAUUUUGAUGAUGACAUUAUGGGAUUAUGUAUAGAUUUAAACUUGAUGGAGCCUGCCUCUGUUGUCAUAUAUUUAUGCUUGUGGGGUAGUCGAGUUUCAGGAGGAUGGACAACAAAAGAAAGGGAGAAAAUGUUUUUGUAAUAUUUUUAUUACUCAGGCAUGUCACUUUGGUGAAGAUGGAGCUCUACAUAUCUGGGAAAUAGAUGAAAACUUAAAAGAUCUACGAUAAAGAUUUUAUUCAGACAACAUAUUAAGUUGUGGAGAUGAGAAACACUUUUCCUGCCUUGACCUAUUUUCAGGGUCAAGCAUCACUACCUGCUGUCUACCCAUUCAGGAUGAAAAUAAAUCUGUUUUUGUGAAUGUGAUCUAAUCCAGCAUUUUCUAGCAGAAAAUGAGCUUGAGAUGCAUUAACUGAUGAAUCAUGGGAAGAUUUCCCCACCCCUUUUUCUAGAUGUUAGAAUUAUUCACCAUUGACAAUGGUGUGCCAAGUUGCUUAGAUGCAGCAGCACCCUCGUGUCAUAUUUAUUUCUUCUUGUAAUAAGGAAGUAUUUUCAUCCUUAACUCUGCAAUGUUUGGUUGUUUAAAAAACCAUCAUAUCUUGGUGAAUUGUAGUUAUUAACAUUACUGUUGUAGGUGUUGGCAUGAGUGGCCUUGCCCCUGUGAAUAAAGAGAGUUCAAGAACAGGCUGGACUCUUGCUAUGGAUCAGUACCUUGUGAAACUUAUGAUUGACCAAGUCAGAAAAGGCUGCAGGAUAAAUGGUACUUUCAAGAAGCAAGCAUGGAAAGAUAUGAUCACUCUCUUUAAUGCUGAAUUUGGCUAUCAACAUAGGAAGAGUUUCUUGAAACAUCGCUAUAGGAAAUUGAAAACAUACUAUAUUGAUUUAAGGAUUCUACUUGAGGCCAGAGGCUUUUCAUGGGAUGAGAAACAACAAAUGGUCGUAGCUGAUGAUGGUGUGUGGGAUGAUUAUAUCAAGGCAAAUCCAGAUGCCUAUGCAUAUAGGAAAAGGAUCUUGCUAAACUUUUUAGAUUUGUGUUUGAUCUACGAUGAUACGAUGAGCAAUGGGCAUUGUGAUCAUAUGCAGCAAUUGGAGCAUUUUGAAUGUGACAUCUCACCUCAGGAUACUGAGGAAGAAAACAUCCAAUGCCAUGCUGACAGUGAUACUUCAAGCAUGCACUGGUCUUUUGAAAUGGAUGGUUAUUUUAUUGAUCUCAUGCUGGAGGCUGUGGGUAAAGUGAAGAAUUUUGAUUACAAUGAUGAUCUUGUGUGGACUAACAUGAUAUCAUCGUUCAAGGAAAGAUUUGGACUGGUACUUAACCAAGAUUCUUUUAGGAGGCAUUUCAAAAGUUUGGAGAAGAAAUACUAUGAUUUGAAAAAUAUUCUCGAGCAGAGAGGAUUUUGGUGGGAUGAAAGACGACAUUCAGUAAUUGCAUACGAUGACACUUGGGCUGCAUAUAUUAAGGAACACCCACAUGCAAAAUCAUACAGAACUGGUCCCAUACCUAGCUAUAAUGAUCUGUGCUUGAUUUAUGGAAAUUUAGUUCCUGAUGGAGGGCAAGGACCAAAACAAUUAGAUCAAGAAAUCCCUAGUGAUGGCAAGGUUUUUAAAGGUGCCAGAACUAGCAAUAGCUAUCACUGGAGAUCUGACUGGACACCACAAACGGACAGACGCUUUAUUGAUCUAAUGUUAUAUCAUGUUCGCAAUGGAAAUAUGGUUGAUCAAAAUUUUAACAAACAAGCUUGGGAUGAUAUGGUUUCCAAGUUCAAUGCAGAGUUUGGGCCUCAGCAUGAUGAAGAUGUAUUAAAAAGUAGGUUUUUUAAUCUUAGGAAAAGAUUCCAUGAUAUGAAAUUCCUACUUGAUCAGGAUGGUUUUGUGUGGGAUGAAUUACAACAGAUGAUAAUUGCGGAAGAUGACCUCUGGGACACAUACAUUGAGGAAUAUCCAGAUGCAAGAUCGUAUAAAAGCAGGGCUCUUCCAAAUUUUAAUGAUUUGUUCUUGAUAUUUGGAAACGACAAUGCUUCAAAUCACCAACAUUAUUUAUUUAACUCUGUGGAUGCUGAUGACAGUUACCCGGAAGUAAAUAUUGUAAAUGAAGCGGAGGAGCAAUUCUUUUCUGAUAAUAGUGAUCAGACAAUAAUUGAAUGGACGAACGAGAUGGAUGAUUAUUAUGUUGACCUUAUGCUCGAGCAAGUCCGUAGGGGGAACAAGACUGGAUCUACAUUCACAGAUCAUGCUUGGGCUUGGAUGGUUGCCUCAUUUAACAAGACAUUUGAACUUACUUGUGACAGAGAUCUCCUUCAAAGUCGAUUCUUUACCUUGAAGAAAGAAUAUAAAGAUGCUCAACAUAUGGUUGAUCAGAAAAAUGUGGCAUGUGGUGGAAUUCACCAAUCUAUGGCGACCAAUAAUGAAAUCUUUGAAACUCACAUUAAGGAGCUUGCAAAUGAUAAUGUAGGCAGAGGCAGAAGCUUUGAUAGGUAUGAAGAUUUGUGCUUGAUAUAUGAUGACAAGUUUCGAGAUGAAAGACUAGGUAGUUUCGGUAUGAAUGUAAAGGUUGAAGACGGUAAUAGGAAAAUUUGUAGAAGUGAUUCGUUUGCAGAAUAUAAACCUCAUGGAAGGGAAUGUGAAGUAUCUUAUCAGAGAAAGAGGUUAGAAUCUGCCACUCCAUCAACUUUUGUUGGCAACAAAAAGGUUAAGAGAAUCAAGGAAGAAAUACAGGAAAUAGUCAGUAAUAAAGCAAGUUUGGUGAAAAAUGUGGUAAAUGCUGUAGAUUACUCAAUAGAAAAUGUUGUUUCUGCACUCCAGUGUGUGCCAGACAUGGAUGAUGAGUUAUUUCUGGAAGCUUGUAAACUUUUAGAAGAUGAGAGGAAGGCCAAGGUGUUUGUUGCCAUGGAUGUCAUGACACGAAAGAAGUGGUUAUCAAAAAAACUUCGCCGAUAGUGGCUUUUUGGUAAGCCCCCAAAUUAAAAAUUUUUCAUUGUAAUCUAGAUUAUAUAGAAAUGUAGAUUUAACUCUUCUCAAUGUAAGGUUUUGCCUAUUUGCUAUAGAUGUCUUGACUGGAAAUAUCUUUGUUAUGUGU
Molecule: messenger RNA, 3183 nt
Organism: Benincasa hispida (wax gourd)
Lineage: Eukaryota; Viridiplantae; Streptophyta; Magnoliopsida; Cucurbitales; Cucurbitaceae
Source: RefSeq, a predicted model, not a curated record